CUAACGGUAAGGUCGCACGAUGGCCACCGCCACGCUUCAAUCGUUCAACGUCUUCCUGACGGAGAGAUUAACCGCUGCUGCGUUAGACAUCUAUGGAUUCGUGGAAAAGACAAUAAUAGACUACCAGGAGGAAGUGUACCGGACCAAACUAGAGAACCAGAGGCUGCAGCGGCUGCUGGAUUUGGUCUACAAGCCAGAGAUAAGACUGCACAGGGCAGAUGCCAAACAGCAAACUGCACCUACAUCUGCAGAGGAGGAUCACCCCAAGCAGCAGGAGUGGAGCCCCAGUGUGUGCCACGACGAGCCAGGACCCUCCCACAUUAAAGAGGAGCUGGAGGAGCAGAAGGAGGAACUGUGGAUCAAUGGGUGCAAGGAACAGUUUUCAGCUGAGGAGGACAGCGAUGACGGGGACGCCUUAACAAAAGCACUCAUCAAAACAGUGCAGCAGUUAGAGGACUGUACAGCUGCAGAGGAGAGCAGGGAGCCAAAGCAAACGACCGAGGAGGAUCCAGAGCCAUCUGAAGAGAAGACUAGCACCACCUUAUACCGCUGCCACAUAUGCAACUACAUAUUCACCAAAAAAACUGUGCUGACAUGGCACCUCAAGACGCACGAGGGCAAGUCACAUGACAGUAAGGGAAACUUUGACUGCCACAUAUGUGGCAAGCACAUCCCCUGUCAGAGCAAUCUGCAGAACCACAUGAGAGUACACACAGGAGAGAGACCCUACAGCUGCCAUUUCUGUGGCAAGUGUUUCAAACUGAAAGGACAUAUGACGGAACAUAUAAGGACUCACACAGGAGAGAAACCUUUCACCUGCCACAUCUGUGGCAAAUCCUUUAACAGGGGUUCCACGCUGAGGAAACACGUUUUAGCGAAACAUAAAGAGGAGAGACCGUACAAGUGUGGGGACUGUGAUGAGUUAUUUACUGAAAGGCUGCUGAUGAAGAGACACAUGAGAAAAGUUCAUGGUAUCAAAUUAUCCACGAGCCAAAGUACGGCCUAAGAAAUUCAAACAUAAUUAAUGAUGCAUCCCGCAUAUAGUCUAACAUCUGAGGAGAGAAUGAGUUUAUGUACCAAUACCAGAACAAUUCAUUUUUUAAAAACCUUGCUUUAAAAGGUGCUACACGUAAACAUUUAAAAAUGAACUAAACUUAUCAGCAGAAGGUGGAGAAAUAAAAGUUUUGACUUUAUGUCAAAGACAGCUAUGUAUUGUUUCAAAUUUCUUUUGAGGUUCAAUAACCAGCCCUCAAACAGACAGAAAAUUGUGUAUUAUCUGUCAUGUUAUCUGCAUAGGUCAUGUGACUCUCCAUGAUACAGUAAACUGUAGGAGCAGCUGCAUGCAGUAGGAUUUUAAUACUGCCUCUCUGAAAUUGUGGACCACUUUUUAAACUCCAAACACGCUUCAUAUUUAAGUUCUACUUCUGCCAUUUCCUCUGUGUUUGAAACUUCUGGUUAACAUUAAUGUGAACUACCACAAUUUUAUGGCGUGUUAUAAAAAUCACUAGCUUAAAAGAAAAAAAAACAAAAAAACAAAAAAAACAAAAACCAACUGUAUGAA
Messenger RNA from Toxotes jaculatrix (banded archerfish), 1561 nucleotides. RefSeq names its product zinc finger and BTB domain-containing protein 49-like. The record is from RefSeq and is a predicted model, not a curated record. NCBI's taxonomy places the organism in Eukaryota, Metazoa, Chordata, Actinopteri, Toxotidae. Gene Ontology annotation, biological process: regulation of transcription by RNA polymerase II. The transcript is spliced from 2 exons. The coding region runs from base 20 to 1006 and encodes 328 amino acids. Gene Ontology annotation, molecular function: RNA polymerase II cis-regulatory region sequence-specific DNA binding; DNA-binding transcription factor activity.